AUGAACAAUAGAUUGAAACAUUUAAUAAAUGUAACGCCAAAUCAAUGUGGUUUUGUGACAGAGAGAAGCUCCCCAGAUGCUAUUCAAACGGUUCGGAUACUACUUGAAAAGGCUAAAUCUAAUAAAUCUAAUCUCCAUAUGGUUUUUAUAGACCUUGAAAAGGCAUUUGAUCAUGUCCCACGUGACCUCAUCUGGGAAUCACUGAGGCAACAAUAUGUGCCUGAACAUUACAUUUAUCUCAUACAAGACAUGUACAAAUCUGUUUCCACUCAAGUCCUGAGCCCAGCAGGAAAAGGCGAAGCAUUUGAACUUGAAGCCGGGAUUCAUCAGGGAUCUACACCUAGCCCAUUGCUUUUCAACACAACUAUAGAUUAUCUCACAGAGCACUGUCAAAGGGUUCUGCCGUGGAAUAUUCUUUAUGCAGACGAUGUGGUUUGA
Molecule: messenger RNA, 438 nt
Organism: Leptidea sinapis
Lineage: Eukaryota; Metazoa; Arthropoda; Insecta; Lepidoptera; Pieridae
Exons: 1
Coding region: 1-438 (145 amino acids)
Source: RefSeq, a predicted model, not a curated record